ACCGUAUCCCUAUUUGCCCCAAGGUCAAAGCUCCUAACCUAGCCAGCCCCAGGCCCGGGAGACCUGAGAGUGAACCCUCGGUUGGAAACCCCGCGCGAGUCGGGCCGAUGGGGCGGGACCGCAAGUCUCCAACGCCUGGGAUACGCUCAUAAUGGGGACAGAAGAUGAAGGGCACCCGGGGCCCGGGKCCCCAGCUGUCAGCGCCUCUGCCAGACUCGGUGCUCCGGAGGGGGAUGGGGUGCGCAUAGACGAUCCGCAGCCCCGGUUGGACGGAGGAACCGGGAGCCGCCGCCACCACCACCGUCACCGCGCACCGAGAGCUCGGAGGCUCUCCCAGGAACCCGGGGCCCCGGCCACUGGCCGAGGGGAGCUGGGCGGACCUGAACAUUGGCAUAAGGACUUCCCCAUUGCCAAGGGAGAGCGUCAGUCCCCUGUUAACAUUGACACCAAAAUAGCCAAGCAUGACCCUUCCCUGAAACCUCUGUGCCUUUGCUAUGAGCAACCSACUUCUCGGAGGAUUGUCAACAAUGGUCAUUCUUUCAACGUGGAGUUUGAUGACUCUCAGGACACAGCAGCGCUGAAAGGGGGACCCCUCGAUGGCACCUACAGAUUGAUUCAGUUUCACUUUCACUGGGGCUCAUCUGAUGGACAAGGUUCUGAACACACUGUGGAUAAAACAACGUAUGCUGCAGAGCUUCACUUGGUUCACUGGAACACCAAAUAUAAGGAUUUUGGAAAAGCCGUGGAACAACCUGAUGGGCUGGCUGUGUUGGGCAUWUUUUUGAAGAUUGGCAGUGCUAACCCAGGCCUUCAGAAAGUCCUCGAUAUGCUGGAUUCCAUUAAAACAAAGGGUAAGAGCUCUGACUUCACUGGCUUUGAUCCUCGUGGCCUCCUUCCUAAAAAUCUGGACUACUGGACCUACCCUGGCUCGCUGACCACCCCUCCUCUUCUGGAAUGUGUGACCUGGAUUGUGCUCAAGGAACCCAUUAGUGUCAGCAGUGAGCAGAUGUCAAAAUUCCGUCAACUUAACUUCAACUUCGAGGGUGAACCUGAAGAGCUGAUGGUGGACAACUGGCGACCAGCCCAGCCACUAAAGAACAGACAAAUCAAAGCUUCCUUUAAAUAAGAUGGUCCCAGACCUGGUACACAAACAGUCAAUCUUCAGAUGUUUCCCUUUAGCUAAGCACAAAUCUACCUUCGUGAUAUGGACCCUGGCUGCUUUGUGUCUGGUUUUCUGGACCCUUCAUCUCUCACUUGACAUGCUUACUGGAUAAAUGUGAAGAAUUAGACCAAGUGUCACCCUUGGCAGAAGUGUUGUGGUGGGGUGCUUCUCUACUUAAGGUAUCAUCUUUCUAUAACAGGAAUUUAAUAUAAGGGAUAGGAGUGAAUGAAGCACCUUGACUUUGUUCACAGCACAGAGGGUGAUGAGCACUCAACUCACAACUGUUUGUUGAAAUGCUAUUUUUAAAACAUAGAAAAGUGGGAUGAUUGAGUGCAAAGCYAUACAGAGACCAAUGAAA
Molecule: messenger RNA, 1520 nt
Organism: Urocitellus parryii (Arctic ground squirrel)
Lineage: Eukaryota; Metazoa; Chordata; Mammalia; Rodentia; Sciuridae
Gene: Ca2
Product: carbonic anhydrase 2
Biological process (GO): regulation of intracellular pH; carbon dioxide transport
Cellular component (GO): cytoplasm; apical part of cell; plasma membrane
Molecular function (GO): carbonate dehydratase activity; zinc ion binding
Source: RefSeq, a predicted model, not a curated record